This is a messenger RNA of Helianthus annuus (common sunflower), 1829 nucleotides long. Its product is annotated as zinc finger CCCH domain-containing protein 22. Lineage: Eukaryota; Viridiplantae; Streptophyta; Magnoliopsida; Asterales; Asteraceae. The record is from RefSeq and is a predicted model, not a curated record. Gene Ontology annotation, molecular function: RNA binding. The transcript is spliced from 8 exons. The coding region runs from base 57 to 1535 and encodes 492 amino acids.
UCUGUCUUUCUUCCCCACGUUUGCUUUCUCUCCAAAAUCAAACGCUUUUCAGUGACAUGGACACCAUCGAAGCAACUAAAAUGGUGAUGUCAAGAAUCAAGACAAUAGACCCACAAGACGCUUCAAAAAUCAUGGGUUACCUACUCAUACAACACCCAAGCGAACACGAAAUAAUCCGACUAGCUUUCGGCCCCGAAAACUUUCUUCUUUCAGUCAUUAAACAAGCCAAAUCUUUCUUAGACAUUUCGUCGAACACUUCGUCUGCACCCUCGUUUUCUUCACAUUUUUAUCACCAAACAACCCCGCAAAUCGUAAUCCCGAACAUGGGUUAUAAUGACGAUGUUAAAUGGUGUAGGCCUUGCAUGUGUUUUGCUCGAGGGUUUUGCAAAAAUAGGAACUUUUGUGAAUCUUUUCAUGGUGAAAUGUGUUUGGGUUUAUGUUCACAUACUGCAGAUUUUGAGGAUUCUACAGGAGUAAAUGUGUGUGGGUUUGAUGAUUUUUUGAGAAUUAAAGCAAUGCAGGAGCAGGAGCAGAGGGUUGUUGCCAUGGCUGCAGGAGGAUAUUAUCCUUUUUGUUUCAACAAAUGCAUCAAUUUUUUUAAUGAGAUUCCUAGAUCACCACCAGAAGCAGCAUCACUGAUGAUGAAGGAAAACUCUCUUAAGUUUGGUCGAUUCCGACCCGAUAGGCAUGAUCUUGCAGCAAUGGGGUUAUGGAAUUCAUGUUCAAGUUCCCGACAGAUUUACUUAACAUUUUCAGCUGAUAGUACCUUUAAGGAUGAAGACGUAUCAAAUUACUUCAGUACUUUUGGACCAGUUCAAGAUGUGAGAAUUCCGUAUCAACAGAAGCGAAUGUUCGGGUUUGUUUCAUUUGUUCUCGCAGAAACAGUGAAAUCAGUUUUGGCCAAGGGGAACCCGCAUUUCGUUUGUGAUUCGCACGUUCUUGUUAAGCCGUACAAAGAGAAGGGAACGAUCCCAUUCAAGAAGCAUCAGCGUCAAAUCGCGAGGGGGGAUUUUUCUGCUUUUGAAUCUGCAGAGCCAUUUGAUCAUAUACCUUUUGGUGCGAGAAUGUUUAAUCAUGAUGCGAGGUUGAGAAGAAAUCUAGCGGGUCAGGAUGAAUGCCAACAAACAAUUGAUAUUCAGGAAAGAAAGUUGAUGAACAUGCGGUUAACAACGGAGCAUCAGCUUCAACGUAGCUUAUCUCAAUCUCAAAUGAACCCGAGUCUUGUGCAUGUCAACAGUUUAAAUGCUUGUGGAGAAGAAAUUUACGCCAGUGACACCCAAGAGCUUCUUACAGAGAGCUCUGAUUCAAAAGAAGUAAAUAUUAAGGAGAUCAACAUCCGCAAUAGCAGCGGCAAUGGAAGUUAUAUCCAUGAAAGAAGCGUUGAGCACAUCCUUCCCGAUAACUUAUUUGCUUCACCAACAAAAAUUGCCGCCAUGGAACGCCAGUCUAUCUUCUCAGAUACUAUGCCGGAUGUUGGUGGUUCUGCCAACGUAAACCAGACUUUCCUUAACAUGGCUUCUCUCAGAUCAUGUUAGUUACAAAUGGCAAGAUAGUUGAAGAUUUAGAAAGAUCCAGCAGCUGUAUAGCAACACCAGCAACAAAAAAAAAAAAAAAAAAGAAAAGAAAAAGGUUUCAGUCAUCUUCAAUACCACAAAAUACUACUUACAACCAAUCAACUAUAUGUAAUUAGGUAUAUUAGUAGUUCAAGCUAACUGCCAAAUUUACCCUCAUUCAUUUUGGGGAUAUGAAUGGUGGGUGUACAUAUUUUGUUGAUUGACUACUAAAAAGAUAUAUAAUCUUUGGAAAGGGUAAAGCUGAAAUUUCUGUUC